Messenger RNA from Culex pipiens pallens (northern house mosquito), 2691 nucleotides. It is a transcript of the gene Sf3b2, whose product is annotated as splicing factor 3B subunit 2. The transcript has 3 exons. Lineage: Eukaryota; Metazoa; Arthropoda; Insecta; Diptera; Culicidae. The record is from RefSeq and is a predicted model, not a curated record. Bases 142 to 2574 code for a protein of 810 amino acids. Gene Ontology annotation, biological process: mRNA splicing, via spliceosome. Gene Ontology annotation, cellular component: nucleus; U2-type spliceosomal complex; catalytic step 2 spliceosome.
AAUUUUUUGACAGUUCACCAAACAAGCAGCCAUCAUUGCAACUUUUCGUGCGUCGACAGAGGAAAAUAGAAUUUUCAGCCGAAACUAUUUAGCAAUUUAAACGUAUUUUGUAAUCGUAAAUGCUUGUUUCGAGCCUCCAACAUGGAGAAUAAUCCCGAGCAGCAAAACCAUCCCCCGGCGUCGAUGUUGCCGCCUCCGCCGCCCGGAUUCAUGCUGGGUGGUCCGUCGCUGAUGGGACCCCCCGGCGGCCAACCCGACGACCCGAACCGCAACCUCCCGUCGUUGAUGUCGCUCAAGUUUCCGGAAAGUCCGGAAGAGGCUGCUGCGGCAGCGGCCGACCUGGCCAACAAAAAGCCAUCCGAACUGGUCCUUCCAAAAGCGCUCGAGGACGUGCUGGCCCUGAAGACGCUGCGUGCGAAAGAACUCGGCGCCGAGGAGGUGCUGGCCGCGGCCGGAGCCGUCGUUCCGCUGGUCGCACCGCCGUUGAUGGCUCCACCGCCGCCGUCCGGAGUGAUCGGGUCGUACCUGGACAUGGACGGCGAUUCGGACGAUGAGAAUCUGGACGGAGUGGCACCGGCGCCGCCGAUCAUCUCCAAAGCCGAAGGUCGGCUGGACAGGAAUCGACGCCGGAAGCAGCGCAAGAAGGAGAACCGGAAGGCACGCCGCGAGCAGCAGGCCCAGGUCAUGCAGCAGCGGGAAAAGGAGCACAAGGAGCAGGAACAGGCGAAGGAGGUGGCGGCGCCGGCUCCGGUUGAAAGCACCGAGAAGCAGGUUGUAGAGGAGCCGGUUCCACCGGAAGUGGAAGAUGGAAAGGAAGUCGAGGAAGCGGUGGUGAAGAAAGAGGAGACCGAGGAGGAGCGAGAGAAAAGGAAGGCCAAGGAACGGGCUGCGAGGACCAAGGACAAACUGGCCAAGGCUGUGGCCAUGAUUGAGAACGAGCUGGAGCGGGUUGAAAUCGAGUACGUUCCGGAAAAGGUCACGAUCGCCGAUUUGGCACCGAUGUAUCGUCAGUUCUAUCGCGUCUUUGAGAUCUUCAAGCUGGAAGCGAAGCCGAAGGAGCAGGCCAAGGCGGACACGACGGAAAGUGAGAAAAUCGCCGCGGCGAAGAAAGCCAGCGAGAAGGACGGUGACGAGGACGAUGACGACGCGAUGGACGUGGAAAUUGACGAAAAGGAGCGAAUCUCCAAGCGAAAGAUGAAAAAGCUAACCCGGCUGAGUGUGGCCGAGUUGAAGCAGCUGGUCCACCGUCCGGAUGUUGUUGAAAUGCACGACGUGACGGCACGCGAUCCGAAGCUGUUGAUUCAGCUCAAGUCCCACCGGAACACGGUCCAGGUGCCGCGCCAUUGGUGCUUCAAGCGUAAAUAUCUCCAGGGAAAGCGCGGUAUCGAGAAGCCACCGUUUGAGUUGCCGGCGUUCAUCAAAAAGACCGGAAUCAUGGAAAUGCGCGCCUCACUGCAGGAAAAGGACGAGGCCAAAACGCUCAAGGCCAAAAUGAGGGAACGGGCCCGGCCAAAGAUGGGCAAGAUCGACAUCGAUUACCAGAAGCUGCACGACGCAUUCUUCAAGUGGCAAACCAAGCCUCGGAUGACGAUCCACGGCGAUUUGUACUACGAGGGAAAAGAGUUCGAGACCCGGCUGAAGGAGAAGAAACCGGGCGAUCUGUCGGAGGAGUUGCGCGUCGCCCUCGGAAUGCCAAUCGGCCCGGCUUGCCACAAGAUUCCGCCGCCCUGGUUGAUUGCCCAGCAGCGUUACGGACCACCGCCAAGCUAUCCGAAUCUGCGGAUUCCCGGCUUGAACGCACCCAUUCCGGAGGGCUGCUCGUUCGGUUAUCACGCGGGCGGCUGGGGCAAACCGCCGGUCGACGAAAACGGCAAGCCCCUGUACGGUGACGUGUUUGGCAUGAGUGCCAGCGAGCAUGAUAACGGUCUCGGCGAGGAGGAAAUCGAUCGCACCCAGUGGGGCGAGCUGGAAUCCGAAUCGGAAGAAUCGUCCGAGGAGGAGGAAGAGGACGGCGAAGACCUGAGCGCACCCCCGGACGAAAGUGGCCUCGUAACCCCAGCCGAGGGUCUCGUAACGCCGUCCGGUCUGACCAGUGGCGUCCCGGCCGGCAUGGAGACGCCGGACACGAUCGAGCUGCGCAAAAAGAAGAUCGAAAGCGAAAUGGAGGACAACGAAACCCCCGUGCUGUACCAGGUACUCCCCGAAAAGCGCACCGACCGCAUCGGAGCCUCGAUGAUGGGUUCGACGCACGUGUACGAUCUGGCCGGAGCUGCCGCGGCGGCCGCAGCCGGUGGUGCUGGCGGUGGCGCCGGUGGUUCGCGUGCCCGCGCCGGGGCCAUCGAUCGCGAGGGAAUGGUCGAACUGGCGCUGGAUCCAUCCGAGCUGGACAUGGACAACGAAGCGAUGGCCCAGCGGUACGAGCAGCAAAUGCGCGAACAGCAGAGCCACCUGCAGAAGGAGGACCUGUCGGACAUGUUGGCCGAGCACGUGGCCCGCCAAAAGUCCAAACGAAAACGGCAGCAGACGGACACGACCAGCAAGCAGACCAAGAAGUACAAGGAGUUCAAGUUUUAAGACUUGUUCGUUUCUUCUUGGAGGAGGUCGUCGUGGUAAGUCGCCCAUUUGCAUUACAUAUUACAAUUUAUAUAUCCGUGUUGCUAAAUGCAAAUCUAAUAAAUAUCGGAACCACAG